AUGGAUUCAUCUGGCCUAUUCAGAGUCGACGGCAUGGUGGCUGUUAUUACGGGCGGAGGAAGCGGAAUCGGGCUAAUGAUGGCCAAGGCCCUGGCCGGCGCCGGCGCAAAGAGGGUAUAUAUCCUCGGGCGACGAAAGGACGUGCUUGAGAAGGCCGCCUCCGAACAUGGUAGCAUCGUUCCGCUGGAAUGCGACGUCAGCUCCAAGCAGUCAUUGCAAUCUGCUGUCAACACCGUGGCCAAGGAGAGCGGCUUUGUAAACCUUGUCAUUGCCAACUCGGGCACCUUGGGACCACCAAACCGCUUCAAUGCCGAGCUGUCCAUCUCGGAUGUCCGCAAAACCCUUUUUGAUGAUGUAGACAUGGACGAGUUCACCCAGGCCUUCCACGUCAACGUGACUGGCGCCUACUUUACCAUGCUCGCAUUCCUUGAGCUCCUUGACGCUGGUAACAAGAACGCACUCAAGGGUGGCUUCGGUGCACCUUUGAAGGCCGGCAGCGAUGUCCCCUCCAUUCAGAGCCAGGUCAUUGUAACGAGCAGCAUCGCGGCUUAUUCCAGGGCCCAAGCCUCAAACCCGGCUUAUACCGGAAGCAAAUCAGCGAUUGCCCAUCUAGCAAAGCACGCGAGCAGCAAUCUGGCCAAGUAUGGCAUCAGAGUAAACGCGUUGGCUCCGGGCUUGUUCCCCUCUGAGUUGGCCGCAGGCAUGAUUGGAUCACGCGAUCCUGGAACCGAAACAUUUGAUAACCCAGCAUACAUCCCCGUUCGGCGGUUUGGUGGCGAAGAGGAAAUGGGUGGAACGAUCUUGUACCUUGCAGGCCGGGCUGGAGCUUUUAACAACGGGUUGAUCCUCGUGAAUGAUGGUGGAAGACUGUCCAUCAUGCCGUCAGAGUACUAA
Molecule: messenger RNA, 894 nt
Organism: Pestalotiopsis fici W106-1
Lineage: Eukaryota; Fungi; Ascomycota; Sordariomycetes; Amphisphaeriales; Sporocadaceae
Exons: 2
Coding region: 1-894 (297 amino acids)
Molecular function (GO): oxidoreductase activity
Source: RefSeq, a predicted model, not a curated record